AUGCAGACAAGAGAGGAACUUCCUGGACAAGAGACCAGUCCCUUGCACAUGGAGAGAGGAAUGCAAAGCAAGACCAGGAAUUCCAUGAUGACCACUGAGUCAGAGGGCUCUCUACAAGUCCCUAUUCCAUGUGCUGUUCUCGCUGUUGUCAUUAUUGUUACUUUGAUCAUAGCAAUAAUUUCCUUGUCAGUGGGCCAAUACAACUGUCCUGGAAAAUACGUCAGGGAGAAUAUAUCUCCAAUGAUGACACCAAUGUCUUUGGAUCUUCCUGUUUCCUCAUGCCCAGAUUCCUGGAUUGGAUACCAAGGCAAAUGUUACAUCUUUUCUAACACUACAGGGAAUUGGUCCACCAGCAAAAAUGCUUGCUCUUCCCAUGAUUCCACUCUUGCCCAGAUUGACUCUAAGGAAGACUUGAAUUUUCUCAGACGAUAUGCGGGUAAUGCUAAGCACUGGAUCGGACUAAGAAAUGAAGUCAACCAGGCAUGGCAAUGGACAAAUGGCAAAGAAUUCAGUGGCUGGUUCAACCUCACAGGAUCAGGGAACUGUGCCUACCUGAGAAGUACUGAGGUCCGCAGUGUCAAAUGCCGGGAGGAUCUACACUGGAUCUGUAGCAAACCCACCAAACCCUGA
Messenger RNA from Dromiciops gliroides (monito del monte), 630 nucleotides. Its product is annotated as early activation antigen CD69-like. NCBI's taxonomy places the organism in Eukaryota, Metazoa, Chordata, Mammalia, Microbiotheria, Microbiotheriidae. Gene Ontology annotation, cellular component: external side of plasma membrane. The transcript is spliced from 5 exons. The coding region runs from base 1 to 630 and encodes 209 amino acids. The record is from RefSeq and is a predicted model, not a curated record.